Mugil cephalus (flathead mullet) is the source of this 3724-nucleotide messenger RNA. It is a transcript of the gene smad4a, whose product is annotated as SMAD family member 4a. The record is from RefSeq and is a predicted model, not a curated record. Gene Ontology annotation, biological process: cell differentiation; BMP signaling pathway; regulation of transcription by RNA polymerase II. Bases 464 to 1999 code for a protein of 511 amino acids. The transcript is spliced from 11 exons. Gene Ontology annotation, molecular function: DNA-binding transcription factor activity, RNA polymerase II-specific; I-SMAD binding; RNA polymerase II cis-regulatory region sequence-specific DNA binding. Gene Ontology annotation, cellular component: heteromeric SMAD protein complex. Lineage: Eukaryota; Metazoa; Chordata; Actinopteri; Mugiliformes; Mugilidae.
GGGAAGAAUUUUUUGUUUAUUUUCGUGGGCAGCUAGCUAGCCGAAGAACGCGCUGUUGUUAGCUUACACGGCCUCAGCAUUUUUUUAAAAUAAAUUACAACAAGUCUAACAGAUAAAAUACCCCAAACUAACAUGAUAUUGUAACACUUCGCGUGGUAGCAGGUUUGGGUCCGGGUUACGUUUAGGAAGGUUAGCUUGUCCGUUAGUGUGAAGCUCAUGGACAUCUGUUAGCGUAGGUGCUAGCAAGCUAGUUGAUGCUAGACAGCGCGACGGCGUUUAGGUCGAUAAAAACACCCGAGUAUUGCUUUCUACCACUGGGACUAACGCUACUACACAGCCAAGUCACUAUUGGCGAACGUGAGCUGCAUUGGCUCCACAGUAAUUCCACCCUGCCACUUCUACUGGUAAAAGCGUAGAGGAUACAACUAGAAAGCCUCCCUAAGGUUGAAACCUAAGGAGCAAGAUGUCAAUCACGAACACUCCCACAAGUAACGAUGCCUGCCUGAGCAUUGUGCACAGCCUCAUGUGCCACCGACAGGGGGGAGAAAGCGAAAGCUUUGCGAAGCGAGCUAUCGAGAGUCUUGUCAAGAAGCUGAAGGAGAAGAAAGAUGAGCUGGAUUCCCUUAUUACGGCCAUCACUACGAAUGGAGCUCAUCCCAGCAAGUGUGUAACAAUACAGCGAACUUUGGAUGGACGCUUACAGGUUGCGGGGCGUAAAGGUUUCCCCCACGUUGUCUAUGCCAGACUGUGGCGAUGGCCCGAUCUACACAAGAAUGAGUUAAAACACGUGAAAUAUUGCCAGUAUGCCUUUGACCUGAAAUGUGACAAUGUUUGUGUCAACCCAUACCACUACGAGAGGGUCGUCUCUCCGGGAAUCGACUUAUCUGGACUGACCCUUUCAGGUUCAGGUCCACUCAUGGUAAAGGAUGAGUAUGACUACGAUAAUCCGCAAUCCCACUCCAGCACUGAAAGCCACCUGCAGACUAUCCAGCAUCCACCAUCGAGGCCGGGCCCACAGGAGACGUUCAGCAGCCCUGCUUUACUUCCCCCAUCGGAGGGCAGCAGUUCAGCCUCAACCUCUGCUUUCUCCACCAUUAGUGCUGGACCCUCAAGUGAGACAAUACACAUGGUCAACAAUCCUCCACCGAACUGGAGCAGAAACGGCAGCUUCACUCCUGCGGUGCCUCAACACCAGAAUGGGCACCUACAGCAUCAUCCUCCCAUGCCUCACACAGGGCAUUACUGGCCUGUCACCAAUGAAAUUGCAUUCCAGCCCCCCAUAUCCAAUCACCCUGCCCCAGAAUACUGGUGCUCCAUUGCAUACUUUGAGAUGGACGUCCAGGUCGGGGAGACGUUCAAGGUCCCAUCCACGUGUCCCAUAGUGACUGUGGACGGGUAUGUGGAUCCAUCUGGAGGGGAUCGCUUUUGCUUGGGUCAACUGAGCAACGUCCACAGGACAGAGAACAUAGAGAGAGCCAGGCUCCACAUUGGCAAAGGCGUGCAGCUGGAGUGUAAAGGUGAAGGAGACGUCUGGGUGCGCUGUUUGAGCGACCACGCGGUGUUCGUGCAGAGCUAUUAUCUGGACCGAGAGGCCGGACGUGCCCCGGGUGACGCCGUCCACAAGAUUUAUCCCAGCGCUUACAUCAAGGUGUUUGACCUGCGUCAGUGCCACAGGCAGAUGCAGCAGCAGGCGGCGACAGCUCAGGCAGCAGCUGCAGCUCAGGCAGCAGCAGUGGCUGGAAACAUUCCAGGGCCCGGCUCAGUGGGAGGCAUUGCCCCUGCCAUCAGUUUGUCUGCGGCUGCAGGCAUCGGGGUCGAUGACCUGCGCAGGCUGUGCAUCCUGCGGAUGAGCUUCGUGAAGGGAUGGGGGCCGGACUACCCGCGGCAAAGCAUCAAAGAGACGCCCUGCUGGAUCGAGAUCCAUUUACACCGAGCCCUACAGCUCCUGGAUGAAGUCCUGCACACCAUGCCCAUAGCCGACCCACAGCCUCUUGACUGAGUUAAAAGACCCGAACUGUACAUAAAAAUAAAAAAAAGAAAAGAAAGAAAAAAAAAAUGAAAUAAAGGAAAAAACUGACUAUUCUUUAACAGACCACUUCACCUGUAGGCCUGGAGCGCCAAAGGAGGACAACAAACCACAGGGAGUAGUUUGUAGGAGCAGGAACACGGACGUAAAGGCUGGCAGUAUACUCCAGACAGACUACUCACUCAAAGCCAGCGCCGCAGGCUGUUACCAGUUUACUGAGCGAGACUCCUGGUCUGUGAGUAAAGUGACAGCUGGAGGAACAUGUGAGUCACACUGGGAGGAGUCGUAGUACACUGGAAACAUGCAGCCAAGUGGACGCUGAUGAAAAAGGAAGCCAGUAUUCAGACAUUGUUUAAAUUGGAGCUGUUUGAAUAACUUUAAGUGAACAAUGUCUUUUUUUUUUUUUUUCUUUCCUAAAAACCCCCAAGUAUUUUUAAGAUGUGUAGAUUUCUCCAAACCGAAUGACAACCUUGCUUUUCUAAAUGGGGGAAAAAAAUGUAACGGUUUGGCUUCAAGACGGUUAGGCUGAGCACAAUCCAUUGGAAACCAGUUGUCUUGGAUGUCAGCUGGAGUAUACUGCCCGUCCAGUCCUCCUCCAUUGGUUUCUCCGCGGCUCAUCUGACUCCAUGCGAGCGGAGACGUGUCUCCUCUCGCAGAUCAUCAUGUUACUCAUGUUCUUGUAAAAUGUAAUCUUAAAUAUUUUCCAAUGCUGACGGUCCUUGUUCGAUGUUUUUUUUUUUUUUUUUGUUGGAUUUAUAUUCUCUUUUUGAAUUGUUUUUAAUGACACACAGAGCAUUUGAAAAGCCCAUUUUAGCUCAACCCCUGUAACUAACGUCCGUUAGUCCACCACCAGUCAAGGCUGUAACGAGUUUGAAAAAUUGUGUUUUUGUACUGAAAGUUUCCCUUAAUUUCAUUAACGGAUGAAAUAUUUAAAAACAAAAAUGAACAUAGACUAUAACAAACUUGCUUUAAUAUUAUGUUAUUGUCAUUUUUUUUUAAUCAUUAUUAUUAUUAGGUGCCCACAUAGUGUCCAUUAGCACUUUAAUAAUUUGUAUCUCGUCUUGUUUUGUAGUCUCAUUUGUGGUUACUUGUUGUAUCCAUAUAAUCUCUUAGCAUAGCUAAAAAGGUUUUCUUGCUAAUUACCUUUUUUCCACGGACAGUGUGGUUUUACUGUGCCCAAAAUCGAAAGGUGUAUUUAUCUGAAUCUUGGGAGACUUGAGACAUUCUGGGUCGCUUAAAGAUAUCUCACUACCACUCAUCAUUGUUUGAGGAUGACACGUUGUAGACAACAGCUGAGUAAGCGAGGAAUGAACUGUGAGAGGAAGUGUAAGCCAUACUGAUGCCAAAUAUACUAAGUGAGAAGGAUAUCAGACUGCAGUCAUUUCAGUAUUAAGUUGCUUGUAAAAGCUUGGUUUUAAUUACCUGACUGAUUUAGUUUUUUUGGUAUGUGGAGCUCGGUUUACAUACAGCUGUUGCAGUAUUUUCUACUCCUUUUGCUACCUUUAGUGAUACAGUGAUAAAACCAUCCAUGGUCGUAAUCAUGAAAGUUAUUCAAAAGAUGAAAAAUGCUGUACACGUUUCUGGAGAUCUGCAGUCACGCUCAUCUUAAUCUUUAAAAUCAUGUCAUACAAUCUGAAUACAUAUGGAGUUUGAAUGGUUAUUGGUGUUUAUAUGUAUGAAUAAAAUUUAAUGGGCUAA